AUGGCUGAAGCCAUUGUUUCGUUUGCCUUGGAGCAGCUGGCUUCAAUUCUUUCUCAACAGAUUUCUGGCUUCAUAGGAGAACAGGUGAGGCUAGUUGGGGAUAUUGAAGAAGAAGUAGACAAGCUUACCCACAAUCUUCAAGCCAUUCAAGCUGUGCUACUUGAUGCAGACCAAAAACAAAUGAAGAAUAGAGCUGUGAGAGUUUGGUUGAAUCGGCUCAAAGAAGCAUGCUAUGACGUGGAAGAUGUGUUGGAUGAGUGGAACACUGAAAUCAUGAAACUCAAAAUUGAGGGAGGUUAUGGUCAUAAUGUUCUUGCUCCUAAGAAGAAGGUAUGUUGUUUUUUUCCCUCUCCUUGCUUUGGCUUCAAAGAAGUUGUUUUACGUCGCGACAUUGCAGUUAGGAUAACAGAGAUAAAUAGAAAGUUAGAUACUAUUGCAAAAGAAAAAGGUGAUUAUAAUCUUAAUGUCAUUCCAACUAAUGAGAGACCUAAUUAUCAGCCAAUGCAAACUACUUCUUUUAUUGAUGUAUCUGAUAUAUGUGGUAGAGAUAUUGAGAAGAAUAAUUUAGUACGCAAGAUAUUGUGUGAGAGUAGUGAACAAAGCCUCCAAACCAUCUCACUUGUAGGGAUGGGAGGAAUUGGAAAAACAACUCUUGCUCAAUUUGUCUACAAUAAUGAUGAAGUAAAGAGCCAUUUUAAUUCAAUAAUAUGGGUGUGUGUAUCAAAUCCUUUUGAUGAGUUCAAGAUCGCUAGAGUGAUCAUUGAAGCUCUAAAAGUUCCUACUCCUAAUGUAGAAGAUCUACAAUCUCUUCUUCAACGUAUUCAUAACUCUAUUGUGGGUAAUAAAUUUCUUCUUAUUUUAGAUGAUGUAUGGAAUGAAGAUCACAAAAAAUGGGAACCAUUCUAUCAUUGUUUGAAGAAUGGUCUCCAUGGAAGUAAAAUUUUAAUUACCACACGUAAAGAGUCGGUUGCACAUAUUAUGAAGUCAAUUGAUAUUAUCAACGUUAAAGAAUUGUCCUUUGAUGAGAAUUGGGAACUAUUUAGGAGGCUAGCUCUUUCUGACAGACCUACUCAUGAGAGUGAAAAAUUAGAAGAAAUUGGUAGGGAAAUUGUUAAGAAGUGCAAGGGGUUACCUCUUGCUACAAAAACCAUCGGGAGUCUCUUGCAGUUUAAGAGGAGUAGAGAUGAAUGGAAACGUGUUUUAUAUAGUGAGAUGUGGAAAUUAGAGGAGAUUGAAAGUGGUCUUCUAUCCCCUUUGAUGUUGAGUUAUAACGAUUUGCCAUCCUCAAUAAGAAAAUGUUUCUCUUAUUGUGCUAUCUUUCCAAAAGAUUACAAUAUAAGAAAAGACAUAUUAAUUAAUUUAUGGAUGGCACAAGGUUAUUUGGGGUUAGAAAAAGAUACAAAGUUAGAGACGAUAGGCAAAGAGUAUUUUCACCACUUAGCAACACGAUCUUUCUUCCAAGAAUUUUCAAAAUUAGAAGAUGUUAUAGAGGAUUGUAAGAUGCAUGAUAUAGUGCAUGACUUUGCGCUAUUUUUGAGUGAUGGUGAAUGUCUUGCUAUAGAAGUCAAUAUCGCGUCAAAAGUCUACGUAGUCUUGUGA
This is a messenger RNA of Pistacia vera, 1599 nucleotides long. RefSeq names its product putative disease resistance protein RGA3. Gene Ontology annotation, biological process: defense response to other organism. The record is from RefSeq and is a predicted model, not a curated record. Gene Ontology annotation, molecular function: ADP binding. The transcript is spliced from 2 exons. Lineage: Eukaryota; Viridiplantae; Streptophyta; Magnoliopsida; Sapindales; Anacardiaceae. Bases 1 to 1599 code for a protein of 532 amino acids.